Diorhabda carinulata is the source of this 2473-nucleotide messenger RNA. RefSeq names its product serine/arginine-rich splicing factor 2 (gene SC35). The coding region runs from base 120 to 602 and encodes 160 amino acids. The record is from RefSeq and is a predicted model, not a curated record. The transcript has 4 exons. Lineage: Eukaryota; Metazoa; Arthropoda; Insecta; Coleoptera; Chrysomelidae. Gene Ontology annotation, molecular function: RNA binding.
UCUUUACGUUCUCUUUACAUCUCUACUUCCAUUUUGUAACGGUGUCGGUUGUAUGGAGGAAGCAUUAUUGUUCGAACCAGGUAAAAUAAAACGUAAAAAUUGCUCCUAACGAUCCAAAAAUGAGUUACGGAAGGCCGCCGCCUCGUAUUGAUGGUAUGGUAUCGUUAAAAGUCGACAAUUUAACCUACCGAACUACUCCAGAUGAUUUACGACGCGUUUUCGAAAGAUGCGGAGAAGUAGGUGAUAUUUAUAUUCCAAGAGAUCGCUUUACAAGAGAAAGCAGAGGUUUUGCUUUCGUAAGGUUCUACGACAAGAGGGAUGCCGAGGAUGCGUUAGACGCCAUGGAUGGACGUAUGUUAGACGGAAGGGAACUGAGAGUUCAAAUGGCUAGAUAUGGAAGACCUACUUCACCUCAUCGACGAUACGGGCGUCGCCGAAGGGGCAGCAGAAGAAGUCGAUCCAGAUCACGCCGUAGAUCUUUCAGUAGAAGCAGAUCUCGAUCUGAUAGCAAGAGCUCUAGAGGACGUUCUAGAUCGGCAUCAAAGGAUGAUAAAGAACAUUCAAAGUCUGUCAGUAAAUCUCGUUCAAGAUCAAGGUCUUAGGUAUUGCAGAAGGUGUAGGAGUGCAGUGCAGUUAAUUUUGUGGCUGCUCUCUAAGGUAUUUAUUUAAAAUUACCACCUUUGACCCAAGCAACCUCUUUAUUUAAUAAUAUAAUUUCUUAUUCUUAAAACAAAAUUUGAUGUUAGUUUUCAAAAUUAAAAGCGCAAUUUUCACUAUGUCUCAUUAGAUUAUAUGGAUAAUUAUAAUUUGUUCAAUUUCGUUUUAAUAGAAGAACAAUUUUAAGGAAAAUUGUAGAUUUUAGCUAUAGAACGAAAUUUAUAUGUAAAAUUGAUUAACAAUUUAUUUUAUUUGACCGAUGUAAACAAAAUACUGAGUAACUGAAUUGUAUCUUGAAAUUUUUUCCAUAAAAGUUGAAAUGUAUUUGUUUUCAUUUAUUUUUUUUUUUUAAAUAAAAGUAGGAAUCGAUAAAAAAAUUAAACAUUCAUGACUCUACAGCUAUUUUAAUAAAAUAAUUCUACAAUACUGCCAGUCAAAAUUCAAAUUAAUAAUGGGGUGUCUCAAAUAAACAUUUUCAAUCAAUGAGGAUUAAGUAACCUAAGAAGUUAUCAACACAUAGAGAAAAAUUCGCUUUUUGAGGUUAUGUUUUUAAAGUUUAAUCGUUUUGUUUAUUUCAUAAUUUCACUUUGUUUUAUUUUUGGGGUGUUUCUUGAACUCCCUAAUGUGACUGUUUUUUAUAUUUAAAUUUGAUAACUUAUAAUGAAAACACUUUGUUUUUUUUUAAUAAUGAAGUUUGUGUCUUAUUUAUUGGUGAACUUGUAAAUUUAGAACAAAAAUGAGGAUAAAUACCAGAAAUUGUCGUAGAAAGCAAUAAAUGAAAUCUUAAAGAAAGUAAUCAACUUUAUGUACCUCAAUUGUUUUUUUUUUUGUACUUUUUCAUAUUUUUUUUUGUUCAACUUUCCAAAAGGGAAUCAAAUGGUAUUAUCUAGAGAAAGUUUUCCAACUAUUUCCAUCAUAAUCGAGUCAAAACAGGUAAAAAUAGCAAAAAAGCAAAAAACAGAACCUAACCUAUACAAGAUGUAGCCACUACCUAAACCUUUCUCUGUAAAAGAAAUAAACACAAUAAUUGGAAACAAUCUGCCUAGGAAAGGAAGUAUUGUUAACUGUUAUCUAUAUUGCACCCCUACGUCUAGGAUACUUACUCCCUGUCCCAAUGGAAAGCUGAAAUUAUCAUUCUCCCUAAAACUGGAUAAUCUGAUAGAUCUUUCAGAUAUAUAUGCGUUCCCCAUGCCCUGAGCAAAUUAUUGGAAAAAUUAAAACCGAUAUAUGUUACCAAAUCAUCAAUUCGAAUUUAGACAACUAUCAAAUAAAUGCAGGUGUUUAAAAGCCUUGAAAAGCUGUAAAUCGUUCAGAAAAAUCAUAUAAAUUUUGAAAAACCAAAACUAAUGUAAUCGUUUUCUAUAUUUGAAAAAAAAAUAUAUUAAAGGUCCCUAAACUAAAAAUUACACUUAACAUUUUGGUGCAACUACAUCUGUACAUAGUGGUAAAUUCGAAUACAGUAGAUUUCAUUAUAGUGACGUUUCAAACAUAACCUAGAAAUUCGAAAUUUUAACAUCGAUUGAGUAUUCAGGGGUUAGUUGAUUCUCAUUGUUUUCAAUAUAAAAACUUGUUAAAAAAUAAUGAAAUAUUAACUAAAAUCAAUUUAAUUAUCUUUACAUUAACAAGUUAGUGAAUUUUUCCAGGUAAAAUUAAAGAUUUUAAAAAUAUAUAUACUAUUAUCGAAUUAUAAUUUAAUAUACAAAAUUUAUUUACAAUCCUGAAAAUAUUUUUCUAUUUUCAAAUUUUGUAUUUCACUAAUUGAAUAUAUUUUUUUGUGGAAAUUUUUAAUUAUAACGAAUAAAUCGAUAGAAAUAUU